Messenger RNA from Daphnia carinata, 2710 nucleotides. RefSeq names its product TBC1 domain family member 12-like. Lineage: Eukaryota; Metazoa; Arthropoda; Branchiopoda; Diplostraca; Daphniidae. The transcript has 5 exons. The record is from RefSeq and is a predicted model, not a curated record. Bases 320 to 2359 code for a protein of 679 amino acids.
GGUACGGCGAAAAAAUGCGAAUGAAUGUAUGGCAGAACGGCAAUGUGGCACGAUGGUGGUUUAGUUAUUGAGUGGGCGUGACCCAAAUCUUCGUAUCAGGAGACGUUUCUGACACCAAAAAGAGUGAUAUUUUCAAUCAAAAGAAAGCUAAACUCAUUACAGCUUUAAGUGAGGCACCCUUGUGUGCAGGUAUCUAGGUUUCACCAGAAGCCUCCCUCUUAAGAUUUUCGGCGGGACUUUAGUAGUGCUACCAAUACCAACAUGCCUCAUCUUUGUUUAUAGUCGCAUUUCAUCGAUCGUGUCGCGCAGUUAGUUUGAAAUGGAAGAAGAAAAUGGAUACUCAACUAAUACCCAAAUUUAUGAAAUUUGCCAUACUUGCAACAACCAGAAGAAGAAAGGUGAAUAUCAACUCGUCAUUCAAGAGUCAACUGAAUCAGGUGUAGCCCAAGGCCAAACAAUUAACAAAGAAAAGGUUAAAGCAAGCUUAACAAAUCCGUUUAGCAACAAAUUGCACAAUUUCAAACAGAUCUUCGAAAGCACCAAAAACAACAGCUCUAGCACAGAAUGCCUGGAAAAGAAAGGGCUCUUGCAAAGGAUGCACAGCCUCUCUCUAAUCAAGUCUAAGGAAAAAAUAACAUGUCCAGUUAGUCAAAAGCUUCCAAUAUGUCAAUGUGACAGUGGGAUAGCUGAAAAUACUGACACAAGGUUUCACACUUGGCCGGAAAGAGGGAGGGACAAAGUGAAAAGUCCUAAGAAGACUUCAGUAGAAACUCACAAAGAAGUAGAAGAUUGCAUUCCGGAUGAUGUUUUCCAGGAAGAAUUGCCAGUUCUACAGGAGCCCUACUCUAAACAACUAAAAUUUAUUCAAACUGAAGUGAUUAAGGAUGAACAACUCUUCAAGAAAGAUAUGGGACAUAGAAGACAACCUAGCUUGCUUAGUACUGUAAGCAGCACAGGAAGUGAAGCUCAUUUGCCAUUGAUGCCAUUGAAUAGCAACCCUCAUUCACACACAAGUUUGUCAAGCUUGAGUAACUAUAGCUCAUCCACUGACUUUACUGAACACACAAAUUCUUUGGAACGUUCUUGCGAACCUCCCCGAUUUGGACUUGCUUCAUUUUGGCAGCGGGCAUUUAAUCGCAAAUCAGAGAGCGAUAACUCGGCGUCGUGGAAACUCUUUAGCCGAACAAGUUUUUUCCAAAAGUCGCGGAGUGGCCAGAGCAGUUGCAGUAGUCUCAACAGCGGUAGCAGCCCGACUUUGAAGGCAAGAAGUAUUGGUUCUACUGGCUUAAUUCUACAUAGCCGUCCUUCGUUCCUGCCGGCAAAAUGCCCAGAAGAGGAGCUUCAUCACCAGUUCUUACAUCAUAAACUGUUAGAAGAAUCCCAGCGUAGAGAACAAACAAAGAUUCAAGAAGAAGAAAAGCGGUUAGAAGAACUGUCCAAACAAGAAGAGCAAGUUGCCGCUGCCACUAAAGUCUGGACAACAGAAAUUCUGCCACAAUGGGAGGUUGCCCGUAAAUUGCGCAAAACCCGAGACCUUUGGUGGCAAGGACUUCCACCUUCCGUUCGGGGGCAGGUGUGGAAGGUCUCCAUUGGCAAUGACCUUAACGUUACUCCUGAACUGUUCUCGCUAUGUCUUGAACGGGCGAAAGAGAAACUGAUCCAUUCGGACGGCGUAGGGUUAGAGAGCAGUGUUGAAGGGAUCAAAUUAGAUUUGUCCAGGACUUUCCCUCAUUUAGGUAUAUUUCAAAAAGGAGGGCCCUACCAUCACGUUCUUGGCGAUCUGCUGAGCGCUUACGUUUGCUUUCGACCAGAUAUUGGAUACGUUCAAGGGAUGUCCUAUCUUGCUGCGACGCUCUUGCUCAAUCUUGAAGUUUCAGAUGCCUUCAUCAGUUUUUCCAACCUCCUCAACCGUCCGCUGUUGCAUGCUUUCUUCCGUCUGGAUCAUGCUAAAAUGGCUGAUUUCUACGCCGGUUUUGAAACCCUGCUCAAAACUCAGCUGCCCAAAAUCCAUUCGCACUUUCUAACGCUGAACCUCACACCAGAUCUGUACCUCCAAGAAUGGAUUUACACUCUCUACUCUCGUUCAUUGCCCCUUGAUCUUGCCUCUAGAGUCUGGGAUGUAUAUUGUAGAGAUGGAGACGACGUGAUAUUCCGAAUAGCAAUUGGAAUAUUGAAGUUGUACGAGUCUACGUUACUGGACUCGGACUUUAUCCAUUCCGCACAGUUACUGACCAAUCUACCUGAAGACAUAGAUGGGAUCAAGCUCUUCAAAACAAUCGAACAAAUAAGUGCUUGCCAAGAAAAAUCUCGUUUUACACAAAUACUAACUCAUCACUUUAAAGUGAAAGGGCAUACGUAAUUCAAAUAACGUCACAACCUCAAGAGAUUGGUAAUGCUAAGCUUGUACUCAAAUUAGUGUCUUCCGUCAAAUACUCUAUGAUUGACGUUGAAAAUACUAUAAAUGUCAAUCGUUCAACUGUAAAAAAUGUUAUUUUUCAGAAGUGUUUAUGUUUGUAUCAAUUCGCUUGAAUUUUUUAAAUGUAACGUUUGUACUGAUAUACGAUCAUGUUGCGUCAACAGCUAUGAUCGGCAAUGGGUUUUAGACAGCAACUGUCUCUAUAGGCCAUUCAAAAUCCUGGUCGGGCAUACCAUUAAGAUGGGUUGGUUUUCUGUCCGGUCUAUUUACCUAAUACAUGAAUUUCAUCACCUA